Messenger RNA from Echinococcus granulosus, 297 nucleotides. RefSeq names its product Cystatin-A3. Gene Ontology annotation, molecular function: cysteine-type endopeptidase inhibitor activity. Lineage: Eukaryota; Metazoa; Platyhelminthes; Cestoda; Cyclophyllidea; Taeniidae. The record is from RefSeq and is a predicted model, not a curated record. The transcript is spliced from 2 exons. Bases 1 to 297 code for a protein of 98 amino acids. Gene Ontology annotation, cellular component: cytosol.
AUGCCGAUGUGCGGUGGUUUGACGACUUCUGUACGACCGUCUGAUGAGGAUAAACAGCUUCUCACGCCAGUUAUAAAAGAUUACAUCGCUCAGCAGCUCGGUCAAGAGCCAUCAGAGGUUAAGAUCACUGAAGUCAGCCGUCAGAUUGUCAACGGAACCAAUCACUUCCUCAAGGUUGAACAUGAUGGCAAUUGUUGGCAUGUUCGAGUUCAUGAGGCUUUACCUUGCUAUGGAGGCAAAGUGGAGGUACAUAGCCACAAGGUCGCCUCUGUUGGGGACCCCUUGACCUACUUCUAG